AUGACCCCUCCUUCUGAUGAGAAUGGCAGGGAUGUCUAUCUGUGGAGGAAUGGAGAGGACCAGUAUGUCCAGAAGUUCUCGACCAAGGCUACUUGGAUUAGGCUAAGAGAACCCUCACCUCUGGUACCAUGGAGCAGACUAGUCUGGUUCAAGGAAGAAAUACCGAGAUGUUCUUUUGUUACUUGGAUGGUGGCUCUCGCUAGGCUUCCCACCAGGGAUCGGCUUGCUUCGUGGGGCAUGAACGUUCCAACGCAGUGUGUUCUUUGUCUCUUCGGAACAGAGUCUCAUUCUCAUCUUUUCUUUCAAUGUCCUUUUGUUGCAGCAAUUUGGGCUAAGUUCUCUGCCAGUCCAGUUCUGCUUGCUCCAGUCUCUAUCCAAGCGCUUGCUGGUGUUAUUGCUCAUCCCCAACUCGCUGGAGUUGCUGGUAUGGAUGCUGUGCUGAAGCUUAUAUUGCAGGUAAUUGUGUAUUGCAUCUGGCGGGAGCGUAACGUGCGCAUCUUCCAGCAAGUCUCUACAUCAGUUGCUGAAGUCUUCUCUCGGGUGGACCUUUAUUCGAAGAUCAUACAAGACACGUCCAUACGUGGCGCAAAGCCAAGUUUUAAGAACGCCACGUGA
This is a messenger RNA of Brassica oleracea var. oleracea, 615 nucleotides long. RefSeq lists its product as uncharacterized. The transcript has a single exon. Lineage: Eukaryota; Viridiplantae; Streptophyta; Magnoliopsida; Brassicales; Brassicaceae. The record is from RefSeq and is a predicted model, not a curated record. The coding region runs from base 1 to 615 and encodes 204 amino acids.